UCUAAUUUUUUAGCUUUCGAUUUUGUUCCGGGGGCUUUUCUUGUCUUCGUCUUGGUGUUUGUACUUUAUAGUGUCUGUAUACACAGAAAACAUUUAACAAAUGGAAUAUCGAACCCAUUUUUAGUUGAAGAACAGUAAUGGCUUCUACUGGUGGUCACAAUGAAUCUGUUUUGAUGUCAAACAACUUGGCCGUGGCGACAUUAAAGAAAUUUAUUUCCUCUGUGUGUCAUCUGACUUUAAUGCCAAAUGGAAAUAUAUUAAGGAAAGCUACUGGCUUUCUUGCAAAAUUCUCUAUUGGUGGCGACAAUACUAUGAUGGUUGUUGUUGUGACAACCAACCAUUUUGUCUCUAGAAAGGAUGAAGCCAGCAAUGUUGAAGCAACAUUUGAAUAUGAAGGCCAAAAUGAAAUCAAGGCCAUUCAACUAAACCCAGAGAUUUUUUUUAAAACGGAUAAGGACCAUGAUUAUACUUUUGUGGGCAUUAGUCCACAAGAUAUUGAUGAUUUGCAAGUGGGAUUUGACGUCACUCCAGUGAAGCUAGAGAAAACCAAGUUUUGUGUAGAUGCCGAUGAUAUUGUUUAUAUUCCACAGCAUCCUGGUGGAAGACCAAAGAGAAUGAGUUGUUCUAAAGUAACUCACAUAACACAAUCAGAAGUAUUUUAUCAAGCAGAUACAUCUGGAGGUUCAUCUGGUUCUCCUGUGCUUUGUGUUCAAAACAAUGAUAUGUAUGUCUUGGCUUUACAUAAAUCAGGCUCUGAAACACUUCUGGAUGGAAGAAUUGCAAAUAAAGGGAUAUUGAUGAGUUGUAUUUUGGAUCAUGUAUGUGGACAAAGAGGUGAUGACGAGAGAGCACCAAACAAUGAUGGAGCAUCUUCAAAAGGUAGACACGAGUCUGGUGCGAUUGUUCAAGACCCAACCGCAAAUCAAACAGAAAAAACUUCAGAUUUAGCGUCUAUUAACAAUGUGGCAAAACGUGAUCCAUCCUGUGUUCAAGAAUCAGGAAAUGCUUCGUCAAAGUCAUCUUCAGCAAGGGUGUCACCAUCAGUGAGCCCUCAAUCAGCGGCAUUUCCAGGAGGUCCUCAGCCAUGUCCCAAAGAACCCAUUUGUACUGAACCAUUUGAAACUAAAGAGUUGAUUCGAAUUGCACAAAGAAUGGGGGCAAAAUGGCCAAUUGUGGCCAAACAAACAGGAAUGUUUAAAGAAUGGGAAAUUGAUAAUAUCAUGAGCAAUAUUUCACUUACAAGUGAUAUUUUGAAAGCCGAUCGAAUGUUGACAGAUUUUAAAGCACGCUUAGGCACGAGAGAAAUUAUUGCUGAAGCCAUCGAAAAUUCGCCAGAUCUAAAACUGGCCCAAAAAGUGCGCUCUGGAUUUUAUAUUUGGAAUGUUGACUGAUGGAGUUUUAUUAUAGUCCAGUACUUCGUGCUAUUUUAUUAGAACAUUCACCAUUGGAUUGUCAAUUUUUUAAAACACACACAAUUAAGAUGAUCAGUUAUGUAAGUUUGAAAAAGUUGCCAUUUUACAAAAUUUUGACACAUGAAAAAUGAAAUAGCGCGAUCAUGUUUGCUGUGAAAACCAUUAUCAGAUACUGUCGAAUUAACAUCGAGCUAAUUCUGAGGUUGUCAAAUGUUCGAAAUAGUAAAAUUGUUGCAGAUCUUUCUAAGAUAUGGAUUAAUAAUCAAUGUGGCAACAUUUUUAAAUACCCUCUUAUGAAAUAGUUCCAGCAAAAUGUACUUAAGAUUUAGGGAUAGAGAAGUUGUUAAAACAACAAUCGUCCUAAUCUUGUCUUAACACAAAUACACCUUUCUAAAAAUUGUCACAAAUGUGACUUAAAGAAGUCUUGGCUUAGCAGGGGGUAAACGUUUGCCUAGAAACUGACCGGCUGGCAGUCAGGACUUUGCUACAAGACGUUUUAAUUACGAAAAAUGAAAUGACAUUAUUGGUGUCACAUUUACUGCUGUAGUGAGCUGUACUACCCAAGUAAUAUAAUUUUGAAUCAGCAGUUUUAUUCCGCUGUGUUCACUAUUGAUAUAUGGGUAAAAGAUACAUUAGGAGAAAGCCUACCAUAGCAUUGACCUACGGUGUCUAGUUUUUGCAAUGUCCUGAUUGAACAGCGGUUGCCCAAAUGUGUUACGUUUGCCCGUAAUUGCCCAUGUUUGUGAUUGUGAUAUUUGACUGUUGUACUGCAAAUGCAGGAAUUGUAAGAAUUAGGUGAUAAAUGUAAGCAUUUUAAAGCCUCUCCUAUGCAUGUUCGAUCGAUGUUACAUUGUAGGGUAGAUUUUUGUAAAAUUAAGUAAAUUGAUUACUGCAAUAAAUUAAUUUGCUUUACCGCACGAAAAUGUAUACUUUUUAAAUAA
Dendronephthya gigantea is the source of this 2353-nucleotide messenger RNA. RefSeq lists its product as uncharacterized. The record is from RefSeq and is a predicted model, not a curated record. NCBI's taxonomy places the organism in Eukaryota, Metazoa, Cnidaria, Anthozoa, Malacalcyonacea, Nephtheidae. The transcript is spliced from 6 exons. Bases 138 to 1391 code for a protein of 417 amino acids.